UAUACGUGUUACGCCAUGCAACUAAAAGUGCACCCUCACCCCAAACAAGUUCAAGAAAACCUUAUACUACAACACAUGAUGAAAACAUUAGUGUUACUUCUUCUUUUCUCCACAAUCUCACUUUCUUUCGGUCAAGGAUCACCCGAUCCAGUUCGCGACAUCGACGGAAACCUUCUUCGUACCGGAACCGAAUACUACAUCUUACCUGUAUUCCGAGGGAUGGGUGGUGGCUUAACACUAGCCCCCACACGAAACGAGUCAUGCCCACUAGACGUAGUCCAAGAAAACCAAGAGGUUGACUCUGGCUUGCCAUUGACAUUCACUCCGGUGGACCCUAAAAAGGGAGUCAUUCGUGAAUCCACAGAUCUUAACAUUAUAUUCUCGGCUUCGUCAAUCUGUCUUCAGUCGAAUGUUUGGAUGAUCGAAGAGUACGAGGGACAACUGAUUGUUUCGGCUCAUGGAGUGUCCGGAAACCCUGGUCAAGAAACACUAAGCAACUGGUUCAAGAUAGAGAAGUAUGAAGAUGAUUACAAGCUUGUUUUCUGUCCUACCGUGUGCGAUUUUUGCAGGCCGGUUUGUGGAGAUAUCGGGGUUACGAUUACUGAAAAUGGAAUAAGACGUUUGGUUAUAAGUGAUGUGCCCUUUAAGGUUAUGUUCAGGAAGGCAUGAUCAUGAAGUUAAAUAAUACGGUCACAUUGAAAGGUUUUAAUUAUUUUAUCAACUUGUUUUUUAAUCUUAUGUAAGAAUAAAUCCCUAUAGGACUAUAGUCUUGUAAGUUGCAGUUUUAAUUAAAUAAAUAAAUAAAGACUUGUUACUAUAUAAAAUUUUCAUUGUCAUA
Messenger RNA from Helianthus annuus (common sunflower), 838 nucleotides. Its product is annotated as kunitz trypsin inhibitor 5. The transcript has a single exon. NCBI's taxonomy places the organism in Eukaryota, Viridiplantae, Streptophyta, Magnoliopsida, Asterales, Asteraceae. Bases 16 to 669 code for a protein of 217 amino acids. Gene Ontology annotation, molecular function: endopeptidase inhibitor activity. The record is from RefSeq and is a predicted model, not a curated record.